Molecule: messenger RNA, 573 nt
Organism: Ostertagia ostertagi
Lineage: Eukaryota; Metazoa; Nematoda; Chromadorea; Rhabditida; Trichostrongylidae
Source: the annotation of a GenBank genome assembly
AUGCCAGAGCGGCGGCAGAAAGCAACAUACCUUCUUCACUCCACUCCACAGGAAGAACCCUUCGAAAGAUUCAAAAGAAAAGCUGCUCAAAAAAUGCAAAAUGACAUGGGACGCUCGAUUGAGGAAAUCAACGAGAAAAGCGGAGUCACAGGCGCUUACCAAGGAGAUAUUCUCCUCACAAAGGAUGAGCUGGAAAAAAUGGGAAUUCGUUCUAAAAGGCAAGCAAUGAGAGACCUUAGCAGAAGAUGGUCAAACAACACGCUCCCCUACAUAUUUUACCACCCAGAAGAAAAGGCUAAGGACGCCUUCAAGAAAGCAGCGCAAUUGUGGAAUGACAACACGUGCAUUGACUUCAAAGAAUACCCAGAUCCGAUGACAACGGGUAUCAAGCCGCGAAAGGAUGUUUUUCGCACGUCGGUAAAAAAGGCCCAGGCCCGCAGGAACUCAUUCUCGGCACAGGCUGUGAAUCGGUAUGGUUUGAAGGAGCUUCCUCCAGAUCACACUCACAUUUUGAAGAAACUACAGUAUCCAUUGCGAUAUGAGUCUAGCACACAUGUGAUGCAAAUUGCGUAA